This is a messenger RNA of Gloeophyllum trabeum ATCC 11539, 3375 nucleotides long. RefSeq lists its product as uncharacterized. Gene Ontology annotation, molecular function: guanyl-nucleotide exchange factor activity. Lineage: Eukaryota; Fungi; Basidiomycota; Agaricomycetes; Gloeophyllales; Gloeophyllaceae. The record is from RefSeq and is a predicted model, not a curated record. The transcript is spliced from 6 exons. The coding region runs from base 205 to 3375 and encodes 1056 amino acids.
CACCAGCUCCCUGCCUCUGCAUACACAAGCCCCCGUCUCGCCCCCAAGCCCCCGCCCUUCAAGUUCCCCUUCUCCAACGCCGUCCACCGCCCCCCGCCAAAGUCCACGUCGUCCGCGUCGUUGCGCUCGGCCUACACCGUCUCGUCACAGACGACCUCCUAUACCAACACGACCGAGACGCAGAACCCACACCCCUUCGCCGCCAUGGUCCCCGCCCCGCUGCCUGUCGUUUCCAGCCACGACGAUGAGGAAGAGGAUGAGUGCCCCGUCUGUCUCGAACCGCUCAGCUUCAGCUUCAGACUGCCAGGGGAGAAGCCGCACAUCGUGCCAGAGUGCGGGCACGCUUUACACGAGGCCUGCUUUACCGCUGUCUACGGUCCACCACCGUCGCAAAAGGGAGCCGUCGUCCGCAAGUCGAACCUCGGCGUCUGCGGCGUCUGUCGACGUCCAAUGAAAGUAGGAGAUGGCGACGGAGGCAAACACAACAAACUCGCUGCCCUUACUGGCAUGGGCGAGCGCAACACACCCUCUCUCUAUCCCGGGCGCGACACCCCCGCCUCCGUGCGCUCGCUCAACGGGCGCGUGCCGCCGCCCGGCAAGCCCUACGACCCCACCGAAGACGACCCAAUCGAGCACACAGGCUCUAUGCGAUCCGGUGGUUCCAACGAGCACGCGCACUACGUCGUCGCGCCGUCCAUCCAGGUGCGCGCCGAGCACCCGACGCUCACGCGCACGACGGACGAGAGCCAGCCGCUCACGUGCAUCGUCGUCGUCGAGCUCCCCGGGAAGCGCAGCACGCCCCAGCCGGGCCCGGUCAUGAGCGACAAUUUCAGGAACCACAUCCGCCAGGACACAAUCAACAGCGCGUUCUCGAGCCCGCGGCCGGAGCAGCGCUCGAUCCGCUCGCCGCCGCCCCAGCAGCACAGUCACAUCGCGCACCACACGCUCGACACCUCGGACGGGUCGGGCCACCAGCGCAGCCCGAACAUGAACCUUAUCUCGCAGUUCCACGACGAAGAUAACCCGUUCGCGGCGAUUACGGAGGACCUGCGCAACCGCAUCAUCGACUGGAAGGGCCACCCGCUUAGCCGGUUGGGCCCGCUGCAGAUGUACGACCUCCUCUCCGUGCGACGCGACUCGCUCGUGCGUGAGUUCUACGUGUACCUGUUCAAGGAGGCGAUUAUAUGCGUCAUCGAGGAGAAGAAGAAGUCGAUUGGACGGUUCUUGCAGACUGCCGGCGGCGCAGAGGGCGGCGCAGGCGCGCAGGCGGCUUCGGGCAAGGGUGUGCUCCGGCUGAAGGGCAGGAUUUAUAUCCAGCACAUUAAGCAGGUGACGGAUACCUCCAGCGCCGGGGAGAUGAGCUUGACGAUUGAUAUGGAGGAUGAGCGGUUGGAUUCGUUCAUUCUCAUCUUCCGUGAGCGCUCGUCGCUCGAGACAUGGAAGAACCACAUCCAGUCUCUGGUUUCCAUGUUCCAGCAGCAGAACCAGCAGAACCAGACUCGGCAGGAGCUCGCGCCGGACCUGGAGGAGUUUGGCGGGAGCGCGAAGGCCGCCAGGAUGCUCAGCGGGAGCACGAUGUCGACCACUGUGAGUACGGUCGAUAGCCUUCUGUCGGGAUCGGCGACGCGGUCGACGAUGUCGAGCAGCACGUCGCAUGGGUCGAUGGGUGUUGGUGUUGGAACGGCCAGGGGGGCCCUGCAGCAUAAGCUGUCGACGCUAGAGGAGGCCGACGACGAGGCGAGCCGGUUCGACCCUCAUUCGAAUCUCGUCACCCCGCAUCUCUCGUCUGGUCCCUCGAAUUCCCUGACACCCCUUCCUCACCCGCCUCUGGAUCUCAUCCUCGUCAUCUCCCUCCCAUCGCCCAACUCCGUCCCCAGCACCGCCCAGCUGAAGAUCCGCGUGAUCAAGAAUACCCUAGACUUUGUUAUCGGCUCCUUAGGCGCCAAGGACAGGUUGGGCUUGGUGACGUUUGAGGUCGGCAUGGGUGGGCGGGUUAGGAAGACACCGUUCUUGUGUGUUGGGCGGGCUCAAAGCCGCGCGAGGCUUACAAAGUUCGUGGAUGAGAUUGGAAUGCGGAGGCAGGAGGAAGCGGAGUACGAGGAUGAGUUCUUGGUUCGCGGAAAUAAAGAUGAGAAGACGGAUGUCGUGACCGCGGUUAACCAUGGCCUCGACAUUGUGUUGCAACGCAAGGCUCGCAAUCCCAUUACGGGGAUGCUACUGGUGAGCGACUCGUCGGAAAGUACGCGUCGUGCCCAGAUGGACCUCGUACUUGCCCGAGCGGAGGCUGCCAAUGCUCCCAUCCACUCCUUCGGCUAUGGUCGAUCACACGAUCCUGCUUCCCUUUGGUUGAUCUCUAACCAUACCAGUGGGACCUACGUCUAUGUCAAAGACUGGUACGACCUGCGUGACUGCGUCGCUGGAUGCAUCGGCGGCAUGAUGUCCAUCGGGCUGCUCAACAUGAAGCUGCACAUGAAGAUCCUGGACGGACACCGGUUCCGCAUACGCAAGGUCUCCGGUGGGCCUACUGCCAUUCUAUCCUCUGACGGCCGCGACGUCGACGUCGAAGUCGGAGAGUUGCGGUACGGCGAGAAGAAGGAGAUGCUGGUCGAGCUGGAGCUCGACAACACAGACUUGACGCAGUCCAGACUCACGCAUAGCAACAACAAUCGGUCGAUGAAUGCGACAGACCAGUUCAAUGCCCGCAUGGGUCUGGAGUCGUUGUCUAUUGAAGAUCCCCUCGACCUCGCAGACGGCAUGAUGGAUCGUAUGAUCGACGAGGUGCCGGUCUUCGAGGUUGACGGGUCGUUCUUUGAUCCUCAGGCUACCAAGCACGUUUCACGCUUGGCGCAUCCCGUCCUCCUUACCGUCACGCUCCUGCCCCCUUCCGGCAGUCGUCCAAGGACACCGUCCAGUGGCUCUGAUCCUGUAAUCGUGCGGCGUCGCAUGGAGUUACUGGCGUCAGAUAUGAUCACUCGGGCUCUAGUCCUUGUGUCCCGCAAGAACUAUCCUCAAGCCAUGAAGAUCAUGAGUGAGACAAAGCGCAUCCUGCAUACUGUUCUGCAAAAUGUCACGCAAUCCCUUCCACCGCCUACCAGCGGAGCGAGUACGAUCCGCAACCGGAAGGAAAUAUUGACUCUUGCUACCGUGCGCACUAUCCAGGCUAUCCUACAAGAUAUGCAGCUUCUCCACGAAGCCUUGGAAGACAAUGUUGAACUGUUUGCCCACGACCAGCGGAAUUUCGGUGCCCAACAGGCAAUGAUACUCCGCGACCAAAAGAGCUGGACUGGCCGUAGUGCUACUGAGCGUCUCUUCUGGACGAGCGACAACUCAAUUGAGCUGGUCUCACGCAGUACUGAUUGGGUCGCCCGGGAUUGA